AUGUGGCUUUCGGAGGCUCAAAAGUUCGGCGUUGCUUUCACGUUUGGAGGCUGUUUAUUUCUGACGUUUGGUGUAAUCACCUUUUUCGACCGCGCGCUGUUGGCGCUUGGGAAUAUCCUAUUUCUAGUGGGCCUGCUGCUGAUAAUAGGACCGCAAAAGACUUAUACGUUUUUUUCCAGACCCAACAAGAGACGCGGGUCUAUUUUCUUCGUGGCAGGCGUACUGAUGAUAUUGGUGAAAUGGACGUUUCUAGGGUUCGUGAUAGAGUGUGUGGGAAUUGCUGGGCUUUUUGGUGAUUUCUUCGGUGUUGUGGUUCAGUUUCUGAGAUCGUUGCCCGUUAUUGGACCGGUCCUAUCCCACCCUGCCGUUGCACCAUGGGUCGAUCGAUUGGCUGGAGUCCGUGUUUUGCCAGUGUAA
This is a messenger RNA of Lachancea sp. 'fantastica', 417 nucleotides long. The record is from the annotation of a GenBank genome assembly. NCBI's taxonomy places the organism in Eukaryota, Fungi, Ascomycota, Saccharomycetes, Saccharomycetales, Saccharomycetaceae.